CAAGCCAUUCAAAUGAGUUCACACAAUGCACACAAUACAACUCACUCUCAAUAUAGCAGUGGUUAGAGAUGUGCUCCUCAGCGACAGUACCGCACAACACGCAUUUUAAGUAAAGACACACGGAGGCAACAGCAACACUGGACGCAAGCAGGUCGGAGUAUGACUGAAAACCCCGGCCAUUCAGCAAUUUGACAGGAUAAACACAACAAUCGUUGCCUCUGCCCACGCUUGUGCUGCCUCAGUCAGGUCUGAAUGUACUGUUUGACAGAGCCCUUUUUCAGAUGAAGGAACAAAGCAUACAAAUAUCGUGGCAACUGGGCCACACAGCUAACAAUUUUUGGUUCCCAGAACGUUCUGAAUGUUCCCUGAAGGUUCCCCCCCCAGGUUCUCCCGUGGCUGAUACGGAAAGUUUUCCUAACGUUCCCCUGACGUUAGUUUUUGGCUGCACAUUUGGUUCUCAGAGCGUUACUUUGUCACAACCUUCACACAACUGUUAGAGAACGUUCUGUCAAGGUUCCAAGUUUUUGGUUCUCUCCUGCCUAACCCUCAGGAAACGUUCUCUAAAUGUUAGUUUUUGGUUUGGUUGUAACUAACCUUAGGAGAACCUUAGCGAACACUCUAAAUUUCCUGUAGGUGUGAGUGAAAGGUUGUUUGUCUCUAUGUCCUGUGAUGAACUGACGACCCGUCCAGGACGUACCCCACCUUUCGCCAUAUGUCAGCGGGGAUUGGUGUCAUGUUUUAUUCAAGACGACCUGAAACUAGGGCUUGAGACCUUUAACUCCUUAGAGAAAUGUUUACUGACGUUAGUCAUAAGUAGACUUCUUUAUGCAACCAUUAUUUUAGCUUUCUAUUUGGCCUAAGGAAGAAACUGGAAGACUACAUCCAUGUUUAUACAUGGUGACAUUGUUUCUCCACCAAAUCACCAAACAGCAACAAACUGUGAGGAACAAGAUGAGGCCAGAAUCCUCACUAAAUUAGGGAAAUAAAACGAGACAAGCGAUGACACAAUAAGCACAAUAACAUCUGGAAACAUGGGACAUUUCCUCUGAUGCCCCCCCACAGGCACUCUUACUACUAACUAGAUGUCAGGAGGUACAUAUAGAAUGCUAUCCUUUACGUCUCCAUCUAUUGAAGCAUUAUCCUGUCAACCAGCUACAACUUGACUGGAGCACAGGUUUUAUUUAAUGGCAGCAGGGUGGCUUUACUUUUACUUAACACUGUGGAAGUGCUUAGCCUGCGGCGGGCAAGGUAAAUUAGGACAACUUAUCACUGUGGAGCUUUCAGGGUAAUGGCACUGUUGAAAGCAAAAUGACCAACUCUGAAAUAGCACUUUUUCCUUCCAUGGGCAAUUAUCUACCUGAGCUGUUAAAGUUUAAUCUUUUUAAAAAUACAUUUUAAUACUGUAAAGAACAUCAUCACACAAACACAAUGAGUUCUCUUAGAGCAGCUAUUUAAAUCAAAAUGGCUUCGGCCUGACCAUAUGGACUGCGUGUGUGUGUGUGUGUGAGUGUGAGUGUGUUUCCCAAUCAGGUGUUGAUUGGUUUAUUUGGUGGAGGAGGAGUGAUUGCUCUGGUGAGAGUUGACACCAGAACUGUUUUUGGUUGUUUUAUUUCUGGUCAGGAUGAGUGAGUGAGUGAGUUAUAGAGCAGGAAACAGUAGCCCGUAGUUGUGGUUGCUGUUGAUUUAUUUCUCUCUAUAGGGAAAGGAGAAGUUACAAGUGUCAAGGAGAAGCAAAUCUUCAUUUUUUGGAAAUGAAAAUACAUUUACUGUCCCAAGGGGGGAAAAAACAAAAGGAUGCUUGCCAGCGCCCUGUAUCCUCUCCUGAUGCCACUGGUUACUGAUCUUCAUCUGCCUGGGUUUGUGAAGAGACCGAAGUGGGACGGGCAAGGAGGGGAAAACUCUGGCCCCGUCCCGUUCUCCACUUUUAAUGAGCGCUGCUGCGAUCACGCACGAGUAAAAGUUCAGGUGGAACAGUUUAAACGUUUCCACACACGCCCGCUGCUCCGCACACUUGAUGUCGCAGGGAAUGAAGUUAUAUUCUCUGAAUCCCGGAGGAUUAUUUGUUACUUCAUCAGGUUGAGAGAUUAUACUGGAACAUCUGGCUGACCUGCUGAACCAGCACAACACUCAUCAUGAUCAGGGCAUCAAUCACUGCCAUUUGCCUCGUGCUCCUCCUCUCCUGUGCUUGCCGGGCCAAGCCCAAUGGAUCAAAGACCAAGAAACCAAAGCAAGUUGUUCCAGACAUAGAGUGUGAUGUCAGGGCAGGAAAGAUCAACCUCCCUGAGUUCAUCGCCAAGUGUCCUGCACAAUGCAAAGAGACAAAGCAGCAAGUCUACGGGACAGGCGUGUUCGCCUCCAUCUCCAGCAUCUGCAACGCUGCCAUCCACAGUGGCGUCAUCACAAACACGGGAGGAAAGGUGAUCGUGAGGAAGAUGGCUGGGCAGAAUAUUUAUAAAGGCAGCAACUCCAAUGGGGUGCGAUCACUGACUCUCCCAAAAUGGAGGGAGUCAUUUGUUGUUUCAGUGGGGAAGCCUAAGAAAGGAGUCAUCUAUCCUUCUUCACUGGACUAUGUGCCUUCAAGACCAACCUAUGUGAAAUCAAGUCAAAGGGAGGCCAAAUCCCCUGCGGUGACGACAGCACUGCCUACGACAACUGCACCUGCACCCACCACAACUACAACACCUGAACCCACCACCACAACUACCACCACACCCGUGCCAACCACCACCACCACCACACCGCCACCCACGACCACCAAAGCACGAGCUGCUGUGCACAAAGUCAGGGACACAGGCAGCGGUCACCCAUACCUUGCCUCUGUGGCAGCCGCGAGCUCAAGGAAGACACAAACUGUGCAAGGAAAGAGUCCCAGCCAAGUACUCAGAGGAGGUGCCUAUCCAAGUAGAUUUCCACAGCGUACCAGUGCAGGUCUGCGGAGACCAGAGCCGGGGUCUGCAAUCAGAAGGCAGCUAUCCUCUCCAGCUGGUCCAGCUUAUAACAGGGUUCAACCAGGCCCACCCGAGCGGACUGUGACCAUGAGGGAGUCAAACCCCACUCUUUCCAGAAGGGACUGGGCGCACGCCUCCUUUCCUCGUCCCGAUUGGUUCACUGGAGCUCGAAGUCCAUCAGACGUUAGUCAUGCAGGUCCAGACGCAGGAUACACGUGGAGCGAGACAGACACACCUGAGAUAAGCGCUCGGGAUCACAGGCCUGAUAUGUCAGAGUAUGAGCGCUGGUAUUAUAACUUUGGACCGCAACCUCCACGAGCCCCUGACUCAGAGACCAUCCGAAAGAUGCCAGUGGACACAACCCAAACUCGAGUGGAGCCAGUGGAUGCCUGGAAACCAGAAGCAAACAUUUAUGAAUCAGGCUUUAGCGUGAGGGAGCAAGAGCCUCCACCUCGAGCAUCUGAGCCUUCGUCACAGGGAGACCCAAAUUGUAAGGUGGACCUGGUCUUCCUGAUGGACGGCAGCUGGAGCAUUGGGAAGCGGCGUUUUAAGAUCCAGAAGGACUUCCUGUCUGAUGUGGCUCAGACCAUCAACGUGGGUGUAAAUGGACCCAUGAUGGGCAUCAUCCAAUACGGGGAUGACCCCAUGACUGAGAUCAGUCUGAAGACGUACUCCAGCUCCAGAGAGGUGAAGUCAGCCAUAGGCAAGAUUGUGCAGAAGGGAGGACUUUCAAAUGUGGGAAAGGCCCUCUCCUACAUCGAUAAGCACUACUUCAGCGAUGCCAAUGGAAACCGAGGAGGCGCUCCUAACGUGGCUGUGGUGCUGGUGGACGGCUGGCCCACGGACAAGGUGGAGGAGGCGUCUCGACUCGCCCGUGAGUCUGGGAUCAACAUAUUCUUCGUCACCAUCGAGGGCCCUGAUGAGAGUGAGAGACAAAACCUGGUUGAGGCAAACUUUGUAGACAAGGCCGUGUGUCGGACCAACGGCUACUACUCCCUGCCCGUGACCAGCUGGUUUGCCCUGAGGAAGACCGUGCAGCCCCUGGUGAAGCGAGUCUGCGACACAGACCGCCUGAUGUGCAGCAAAACCUGCCUCAACGCCAAUGACAUCGCCUUCGUCAUUGAUGGAUCCAGCAGCGUGGGAACGGGCAACUUCCGCACGGUGCUGCAGUUUGUCGCCAACGUCACACGGGAGUUUGAGAUCUCUGACACGGACACGCGAGUCGGCGCCGUGCAGUACACGUACGAGCAAAGGCUGGAGUUUGCCUUCGGACAGUACAACAACAAGGCAGAGUUGCUGAAUGCCAUCAAACGCAUCAACUACUGGAGCGGCGGGACCAGCACUGGUGCCGCCAUCACCUACGCCGCAGAUCAGCUCUUCAGCAAAUCCAAACCCAACAAGCGCAAGGUCAUGAUCGUCAUCACGGACGGUCGCUCCUAUGAUGACGUCAGGGCUCCUGCACUGGCCGUGCAUCGCCAAGGUGUGAUCGCUUACUCCAUCGGCAUCGCCUGGGCAGCCCAGGACGAGCUGGACUACAUCGCCACAGACCCCGACAAGGAGCACUCCUUCUUUGUGGAUGAGUUUGACAGCCUCUACAAGUUUGUGCCCAAGAUCAUCCACAACAUCUGCCAGGAGUACAAUUCACAGCCCAGGAACUGAGGACGCACGGACGGUGGAGGAGAGGUGUAAAGAGGGGCGUCCUCACCGUGGGGCCGUCUUAACAGGACGCUGUUUGUAAAUUUACUCACGCUGUUGCCCAGAUGGUGGUAAUGGAUUGGCUGCAGCUCCUCGUAUUUAAACAGGGGAGAGGUUUUGAAUUUAGGUGCGAAACGAAUCUCAAAGUGAAUCAGCAUUUGGUCCCAAAUAUACCUGGGGAGCUAAUUGUAAAGGUUUUGCACACGUAUUGACAUCUCGUGUGGUGCCAGUUGCUCUUUGUUGCCGCCUUUAAAAAGAACAGUAUUCCUAAAUGUAUAAAAAAAUAUAUAUAUAUUUUCAGUUGUGCAUUUUUUUUCCCCAAAUGAUUCAAAGAUCAAUUGUAUCAUAGAACAAACAUCUUUUUUUUUACAUUAUCAUGUAAACCUUCAACCUCUGACCCUCUGGAGAAGAGCUGCAGAAUAUUUGGACGGACAUUAAUCGUCAAUUUUUCAGUUUACUGACGUUUACAGACUACUCAUUUGACUGACUGAUUUUGUGACAUGCUGGAGGAGCAGAAGGGAUUUCUCGACUAAGAGCACAAAUGCGUAAUUAAUCUUAAAUAAUAGGGCUCUUAAUGACAACUGCAUAAAGGCUGUCUUAUGAAGACUGACUAACAAACUGAAAGCUGUCUUAACGGGACAUGGUGCUUGCAGAGAACUGUAGAUGCAAAGCAUGCCUAGCACUUCCUUUAUAAACGUAAUAUGGUGCUUUUUAUACAAUUCUCUGUAUAGAGGAUAAACUUUUUGCUUUUAUUUUUUUUUUAGAAAUGAUGCAUUUUUGAUCUUCCUAAUAGGAGAGAUUUGUUGUUAGUCAGGACAUUGUUAUAGUUCCUCUGUACGACAAAAGGUGUUAAAAUACAAAGUAAGAAGAAGGUGAAAAUGAGACUCUUUUGCAACCAACAAGUGAAUGUGAUGUAAUUAGUCAGCAACGUGGAAGAAGGAAGUAGAAAUGCGUGAGACGUGGAGGAGAAAGAGAAGUAUAUGGCAGAUGUUCAUUUAGUCUGGAGUAAAAAUCUAUGCUUUCUGUUUUGUUUUUAAGAGUAUUUAUGAUUUCUCCAUUAAGACCUGUUUUGUACAUAUGCAUAUUAAAAGCCUUUUGCUAAUAAUGUU
Molecule: messenger RNA, 5752 nt
Organism: Solea senegalensis (Senegalese sole)
Lineage: Eukaryota; Metazoa; Chordata; Actinopteri; Pleuronectiformes; Soleidae
Gene: vit
Product: vitrin
Exons: 23
Coding region: 2133-4607 (824 amino acids)
Biological process (GO): extracellular matrix organization; positive regulation of cell-substrate adhesion
Source: RefSeq, a predicted model, not a curated record